AAAGUGGUGUGAAAUGUGGCAAAGUAUAUUUAAGAUAAAUGUUUUGAGAAAAUAAGACCUUGCAUGGAUUGUCUAUAUUCUUACUUACCUUUGUACAGUUAAUACUUAAAGACUCCUCACAGAUUGUUGGAUUAGUAAAAUAUAAAACAAGUAUUUGGAGGCUUUGUCGAAUCAUAGACAUUUUGAGACUUAUGUUACUGACAGGAAUGACAAAAAAUUGACACACAAUUUUCUGUCUAGCUAAAUAUCUUACUAUUCUGGGCAGAAAUUUGUAAUCUAAUUGUAGCCAAGAACCUUUAUUGUUUUUAGCUUGGAAGCAUUAAUUAAAGAGGCCUGACUGCUGCUCUUGAGUUACAUUUGAUGUGUUUUCUUUCUAGUUUCUGGAUAUCACAGCUCCUCUAGUACAGAAAUAAGGCAAAUUGACAAUAAUCCAAAGUUUGAGUUUUUACUUUGUUUUUGACUAAAAUUAUUACGUGGUUGUCAAUCAAGCAAAUUAAGUUAACUCGCCAAAAAUUGUGCUUUUAUUUAUUGAUUUAUUAUUAAUUGGUUUAAAAUUUUGAAAACAAUACAUUAACAGUAUUAGUUACUAACAUUCAGUACUGUAAUGUAUUUAAACAUUCAAUAAUGUUCAGUUUAUAUUUUCUUACACAUUUAUAGCUUGUGGUGAGCUGAAUACUCAGGAUAGACAAAAGAAGAUUGGGAGCGAUAUAAAAAAAUAAAAUAAAAUUAGAUGAUUACCAAUUCAUCGAUUGAUGGUACAAACAACAUUAUGAAUGUGAUCCUUUUUUGCGCUUUGUCUAAUGUUGCUAUUAGCUCUAUGAUUGUUCAUUAUUGUUAUUCAAAAAAUGUUUUUUUUUCCCCCCCAUUCAGUACACAGGUUAUACGCUCUCUUUCAAAGAUGGUUCGGACGAAUUACGGACCAUCACGCAUUAAGCCCAGACCCUAUGACGAUUCUCACCGACAUAAUGAAGGGAGUUACACCCCAAACUCUAAAAGUCGAAGAGAUGACCAGGAAUACUCUAACAAAGUAUCUCCUAGCUGGAGAGAAUCCAGAGGUAGAGGACGAGGGCGGCCAGCACCGGCUGGCAGAAGAACGCCUGACAUGGCGUCUCAUCGGGAGCCACGGUUUAAUCACUGGAGGUCACACAGUCAGGAUUCCUUCCAAUCCCACUCUUCAAAAAUGGACCAACAUCACAGCCAGCGCAGGCAAUCUCCAUUGCGUCUCAGCCGUACCCCUCAUCACCGCUCACCCCCUCACAGUCCUGCACACAUACACCAGAGUCAAAGGGGUCCACCUUUUCAUGGCCACUCCUCAGGUCCCAGGUCAUCUUCUCCCAGACAUUUUCGUAGCCACCCAGCUGACAGGAGACCAGGCGCUGCGCCUGCUUACCGGGGAUCUUUUAGGGGUCCCAGAAGGCAGUCAGGUUUUCCUCCUCCAGAUCACCGCAGUCGAGACCCUCAUCCAAGAGAAAGAGGUUAUGAACAGUCAGGUCAUGGCAUGAAGCGCUGGAAUGAACCUGCAUCGUUCUCUCAUCCCCACAAUGGAGAGCAUCGUCCCUCUGGGCCACACAGGAGCCUCAGAGAUGUGCCAGGAAGAGGCCCAUGUACAGAGAGGUGGUCAUCCGAACAAGAUUCCAGGAGACAGCGUGGUCCUGUGGAGAGGCAAGGCAGCAGAUCCCACAGUCGAGAGAGGGCACAAAAUGCCCCUCGCCCACCCCCUUACAGAGCUCCCUCAUGGAAAGGAGGCCCUCCACCACCAUCCUCAUCACCCCACUACAAGAGCCUUCCAGAGAGGAACGAUUUAGGACCCCGCAAGAGGAGAAUAUCAAAUAUUGGCGUGCCCUCUUCAGGCCCCGAGCCUUAUUAUGGGAAGUAUCCCAGGAGAGAGAGACCUCAGCUGAUGAGUAUCCCCAGGCUGUUUGGUAGGCCCCCAUUUUCUUUUAGGGGUAGAGGCUACCACACCAGGGGCCGACCAUUUAGAGCAACAUCUCUCAUGAGGCUGAGAAUUCCUCCAACUAUGAGACCAAGGCCUCGUUUUGGUGAAAUUGCCACACGGGGACAUGCCAGCUCCAUUCUUGCCAUCAGGAAGAGACGUUUCCAGAUGAAGGUGGAUUCUCCGCCCAAAGAGGAACAACGAAAGCCAAGACCUGAACAAUCGCCAACCAGAGAGGACGACAGUGCCAGCAAAUCUUCAAGAGACUCUGACACAGACAAAGAACAGGUGGAGUCUCGUCGGUCGUUGAGCAAACACAGAUCUUCUCCCAUAGAGAAACGUGAUCUCGUCGUUUUGUCUCACUGGCCUCCGGGACCAAGUUCGUCCAAAGACGGCUCACCUCCAAAAGCUUCCAGUCCGAAGUCCAAAACCGACCGCAGUUCAGAUGGGGAAAGCACAUCGCAUAGACGCCUCUCAAUUGAAUCCAGAUCAUCUGAAGAAAGAAAACGUGACUACUUGGACAAAAGAGUGUUUAGACCUGUUAAUGAGAUGCAUGACGGCAGCAGACCUCCACGGCUGCCUUUCAGGAGACCAGGACCAAUGCAACGGCCAAGGUUUCCUGGUUCGAGGAGCACAGGCCCAGACCUGUCAGAAAAUGUCAGAAGACCUCUGAUGGAGACCAUAGUUCCUCGCCCGUUUCCAUAUCAGCGACCAGUGUUCAGAAAAAGCUACAGCAUCGUGUCUAAAUACCGAAACAUGAGGGUGAUGCGCCAGCGAGCUCCGUACAACAGAGGACCCAUCCAACGCUAGUGAUAAACUCUGAGGUGUAAAAUUGUGAAUGUAAAAGCUGGGAAACACUAAAACCUGCCAAGAUGGAUUUCCCAAACCUGAGCAGCUUGUAUGUUGUCAAGGUGUUCCCCCUACGAUGUGGUCCUUGGUGUUUCAGUUGCUUUAUUUAACCUUUAGUGUAUCUAUUUUUAGAAAGUUUCUAAUUGUAAGAGCAUCUUAUUUUUGGACACUGGUUUGGGAGAAGUUGCUUUAAAAGUUGUCAGUGCUGGUUUUACUUAAGAUAUGCUAGUGUUUUCUUUUGUUUACAAGAAGCAAUCAGACAUUUUCUUUAAUACGUGUCUUUAUAGGCUUGUACCGUACUGUCAGCGGGCUACUUAUGAUUAAAAAAAUCUGAAAUAUAACUCAAAUCUUUUUUUUUUUUUUUUUUUUUAAGACUUAACAUUUGUUUUAUAUGAACUGUAGAGAUCACUAUUGCUUUGUUUAA
Messenger RNA from Cyprinodon variegatus (sheepshead minnow), 3206 nucleotides. Its product is annotated as serine/threonine-protein kinase BUR1-like. The transcript is spliced from 9 exons. The coding region runs from base 731 to 2743 and encodes 670 amino acids. The record is from RefSeq and is a predicted model, not a curated record. Lineage: Eukaryota; Metazoa; Chordata; Actinopteri; Cyprinodontiformes; Cyprinodontidae.